GAAAGAGGUGUUCUGUGGCUGGCGAUGAUUUUGAGGCCCUUGAACAGCCAGAGCAAGAGGAAGCAAGGCAAAGGGAGCUCUCCGACCGGGUGGCGCAAUCCUUUGACCAGCUGAGACGAGAGACGCUUCUAGAUCCAGGAUAUGUGCAAGAACUUCAGCGGCAGGUGCCAGGGCGGUUGCUGUGGCUCCGCUCAUCCUUUGGCCUUCUGUUGCAAGUGGCGCUCUUUUCUGUUUAUGUGGGCUUGGACUGCGGCAAGACCAUCUUCAACAGCAUGGCCCUGAAGGGAAAACUGAAGAUUGUGCCGCAGAGUCUACCGAUCUGCCAGGCACUGCUACAGGUGAUUAUUGGAAUCAGCACCGCGUUCUCUCUAGUUGGAAAGCCAGCCUUCGCAGAAGCAUUUGACUGGCAGAAAAUCCUCAAAUUCUUGCCGGUGGCUCUAGUCUUCUCCGCCGCACAGUCCUUCCAAGUCAUUUGGCGCGUGAGCAAAGAGGACGACAAGAUGCGCUGGACCUGUUUCGAAGAACUCAAGGUGAACCGAACAUUGAUCCCUCAGGCGUGCGCCAUGGGUGACUUUGAGGGUGCCGCUGACAAUUCUCAAGCAGUGCAGACGUCCAUGGCUCUGGGCCUGUGCUAUGUUUUUACCUAUUUGAUCCUGUCGGACAUUGGAUCCAUUAUGUGCGAACGUUUGCUGAAAGACGAAGAGGGCAAGCCAUACUACAUCCAAAAGACCUGGAUGGAAAUUGGGGGUUUUCCAUGUGCUAUUCUGAUGUCUUUCCUGGUACCGUUGCUGCAGCAAUUUCUCGGUGUGGCUGAAUCCAGAUGGCGACCGCAAAUGUGGUGGAUGCAAAAUGAGAAGUGCGGCGAUGAGAACUGGUUAGCAGAGGACGAGAAGAAUCUGAACUAUUGCGGAGGAUUCUUUCGAAAUUGGACAUGGGCCGCAGCCGUUGCAUUGCUACUCAAUACCUCACACUCAUUUCUGUCUGGACUGGUGGUCAAGAAGCUCAAUUCCGUUGUGAAGCUCAUGGGAAAGUGUGCUUCUCUCGCCUUGGUGUUCUUUGUGGGUGACUGCUGGCUGCUUCGUGUACAUGAGCCAUCAAUCUUGUGCAUGUUGUCUGCAGUGAUAGU
Molecule: messenger RNA, 1126 nt
Organism: Cladocopium goreaui
Lineage: Eukaryota; Dinophyceae; Suessiales; Symbiodiniaceae
Source: the annotation of a GenBank genome assembly